Molecule: messenger RNA, 618 nt
Organism: Cooperia oncophora
Lineage: Eukaryota; Metazoa; Nematoda; Chromadorea; Rhabditida; Trichostrongylidae
Source: the annotation of a GenBank genome assembly
AUGGUACGUAGCUCUGAUAAUUACUUUGUGUUCAGAUGCAUUGCACGAAAUGUGGUUGGCAGAGCUCAAUGUACAUGUACCCUACGAGUAGGAGAAUCCAGAUUCCAACGAGCGAAGAAAGUCGACUACACGCGAGCGCCCCGUUUCAGAAUGCCCCUAGCUAAUCCUCGAGAAAUACCAAAGGGAACCGAAAUGGUGUUAACAUGUGUUGUCACCGGUGCGCCUUUCCCUGACAUCAUUUGGCUGAAGGACGGUGAAAAAGUGCCCACAGCCAAUUGCGAUAUCAGAUGUGAUGAUGGCGUUUGUACUUUGACCAUUUUCUCUUCCACCGAAGAUGAUGCUGGCUGCUAUACUUGUGUGGCAGAAAAUAUUCAUGGCUUAUCUGAGUCGACGAGCACCGUUCGCAUUAUUCCUCCAUCGAAAAAAGAUCACAUGGCUCCGAAAUUCGUCGAAUUGCUCACAAAUCGAUCUGUUCUUGAGCACGAAGAAAUUCAUCUCGAAUGUAUGGUGACUGGCAAACCUUCACCGUCUAUUACCUGGUAUAUUCGAUUCUGGUUCCACAUUAUUUCAAAGACUGACCGUGUAUUCAUCUCCGAGCACAAGCACUACCGUGUGUGA